AUGAGUGAGCGGCAGCCGACGACGGCGCUGCAUGGCGGGCCCUUCGAGCCCGGGCCGCCGCAGGGACCCGCGCCGGGGCCCGGGCCGCCGGCGCUGCUUACGGCCCAGGACAGCUGGAUGGUGGGCGGACCACCGCCCUACCAGCUGCUGGCAGCGCCACAAGAGUUCGGGCCCUUCGCGCCCCCGCCGCAGUUCGAGUCGCAGUUCAACAAGGUGUGCUUUCCUUUCCCGCCGGGCUUCGGCUUCGCGCCCAAGGAUCCCGACGACGGCAAGGACGAAGGCCUGACGGCGCGGCUGCUGGACAAGCCCGGCGACGGGUCGUCGCCGAGGGCCGGCACGCCCGCCGCCGGCGGCGUCGGCUACCGGCCCUGGGAGCAGGAGGGCUUCGAGGGCGCGCGGCCCGGCGACAAGGACCAGCGUCCGUUCAGUAACGGCCAGGACAAGGGCAGUGGUUCACCGGGCCUGGGCUCCCAGGACAGCUCGCAGUCUAGCGAGCGUAUGCCCACCCCCGUGGACAAGAUGGCAUCGCAGCACCCGGCGCCGCCGUUUCCGAUGCAGCAUCAUCCCUUCGCCGACUUCCCCCCGCACCACGCGGUGUUCUUCGCGGCCGACAAGGGCUCCGGCGAAGAGCCGUCCUUCCAGGUGCCCUCCGUGUCGUCCACCACCACCAGGCACACGCUGCUCCAGCCCAUGGCGCCCGCUUCGCACGAGCCCUGGGUCGACCAGCGCAACGGCCUGGCGGCGCCCCCGCCGCCGGGCACGCCGGACGCCAUGGACAAGGGCACCAAGAAGAAACGCAAGCGCUGCGGCGAGUGCCCAGGCUGCCUCAAGAAGGAUAACUGCGGCGAGUGCGGGCCGUGCAGGAGUGUGCGCAGUCACCAGAUCUGCAAGAUGCGGAAGUGCGAUCAGCUCAAGACCAAAAAGGAGAAAGAGCGCUAUGAGAAGAUGAUGCAUCAGAUGCACGAAAGGCGUCGGGGCACACCAGAUGAAAAUAAAAAUAUGCAACAGGUAGCGAGCGCCAUUUGCGGAAGCGGGGUUGCCGGAAAAGACGGAAUGGCGUCGUCCCCCGGCAGCAGAAAUAAUCUCAACGGGAGGACGCUGAACGGCUCCACGACGCCGUACCUCCCGCAGGGAGUGCCGGAACACCUCGGGCACCCAGGGAUCGGUGGCUUUUCUGGCCACAGCGAGUACCAGCUGCCACCCACAGCCAAGAGUGGGACAGCGGGUGGCCCGAAUCAGAUGUUUGAGUCUGGUUCUUCAUUUGGGACCUUUCCUGCCCAACACCCUCAAGUGGUGGGUGCUUUCAAUGGCCAUGUUCAACAGCAGCAGCAACAACAACAGCAACAACAGCAACAGCAACAACAACAACAGCAGCAGCAGCAUGAUGGGCGCCUGCCCAUGGGCACUGAGGAGGCAGACUUCCCAACACGUCACCAGAUGAUGAAUAAUCGCCUCAAGACUCUGAUUCAGACUAGGCAGAGCCAGAAGGAGCAAGGCCCUUUCCAGGGCUUAGAAAGUACUCUGGGCCCUGCUGGCAACUUUGUGCACCCGCAGCCAGCACAGCCCGUUCCUGACGAGCCCAUGGGUCACCAGCAGUUCAGCCGUCAGGCACCCCCGAAUGAGGUCGGCCCCUCACGGAGCUUCCCUCCCUUGGCAAGGAGCAACAGCGGCAGCAGCAACAGUGGCAGCCAUUCUAAUGGCAAUGCUCGGCCACCUUCAUCGAGUGAGCUCCCAGCUGAGGCCUGGCACGAGGCGAACCCCUCCGUGGGGCAGGCACGUGGCCGGCCAGAGCUGCCAGAGUUUGCCAAGAAUGGGUCGUCAUCCCAAGGGAGCAACAACUCCGAAGCAGAGUUCUCCCAGCCUGAGGAUCAGAGUCGCGAGAGUGAGUUUGCUGACAGCAGUGCUGAAACAAACAACACAGCCCGAGCCCCAAGUGGGCCAGGUGCUCCUACCAAUGGCAUGCUGCCAUAUGGGAAUUUCUAUGGGGCACCACAAGAGCAGCCAGAAUCCAAAGCGGAAGCGUGUGACAACAAGAAAACAACACCCGCUACAAGUGCACCAUCUUCGUCGGAGGCAGACAUUCGUGGGGGUGCUCAGUACCACUACACUUCUUCUGCAGCCUCCAUCGGCACAACGACAACGGCCAGCACAGUCACUAGCCACCUUAAACAGCCCUGCAAUGGACCAGCGCCACCAUCGCCAUUUGCAGAGCGACAGUCACCACGGGCAGCCUUUCAGGGGGCUCCGCCAUAUGUGACCCACUUAGUGCCGCCCAGCCCUGUGCGUGGAAAUGAAAGUGACUCCAGCCAUCAGCAGCCGCGCAGUGAGAGUGAGCCAACUACGGAUGCAGUGCAGCAGCCUUUUUUAUCGAAUACGACCACAUCUAUGAGUACAUAUACAAGUAUUAUCAGUACAUAUAACAGCUUCGCCACUUCGUGCGCUCCUUCCUACCUAGCGGAGCAGUCGCCCCACCACCACCACCAGCAGCUGACUGCGGCGGGGGGGUCCAAGUUUGGUGGUGACGGUGCCCAAGAUGGGGCGGCUCGGGCGGGAGGGGUGCCCGACGUAGAUGCUGGUCGUAUUGCUGCUGUGGGCGAAUUCCGAGGACUGGAGUUGGGCCUGGCGCCUCUUGGGGGGCCGCCACCCCCUCACUUUGGGGGAUUUGCUGAAGGGCCCCUAGGCUAUGCGGGCCCCCCUUUCCCUCUGCCCCCCAUGGGCCCACCUGGGGCAUCUUUUGCUACCCUUAAUCUGCCAGGUGCCGAUCCCUGGUGGGAGCGACUUGAGCGACUGCGGAGCAAUGCCAAGACAGAGCCCCCCGCCUGCGACUGCCUGUCGCCUGAAGAUGCUCCACCUCUGGACAAGUCUCCCUACUACACUCACCUUGGCUCUGGGCCAACUGUGGCCGCAAUUAGGGAAAUGCUUGAGCGCAGGCUGAAUGAGACAGGCAGUGCACUACGAAUUGAGAAGGUGCUGUACACUGGAAAGGAGGGCAAGACAAGCCAGGGCUGCCCAGUGGCCAAGUGGGUGAUUCGGCGCAGUGGUCCCAACGAAAAGGUGCUGGCUGUGCUGCGGCAUCGGCAAGGUCAUCGCUGCCUGUCAGCCUAUAUUGUCAUGGCCAUUGUUGCAUGGGAGGGUGUCCAUGCGGACAUGGCCGACGACCUCUAUCGCACAGUUGUCAAUAAAACAGUCAACUUUGGCUUCCCCACCCAGCGUCGCUGUGGCACCAACGAGCAACGAACAUGUGCAUGUCAAGGAGCAGACUCUGAAAACUGUGGAGCAUCUUUUUCAUUUGGCUGCUCGUGGAGUAUGUAUUAUAAUGGCUGCAAGUAUGCAAGGAGCAAAUCUGUUCGGAAGUUCAAGCUUUCGGAACAGUCUGAAGAACAGGAGCUUGAAGAGAAGCUACAGCAAUUGGCGACUGAUAUGGCUCCCCUGUAUGCUAGAGUUGCACCAGAAUCAUACAAGAACCAGACUGAGUUCGAGUCCGAGGGUAUAUCGUGUCGGCUGGGCCUGAAACCAGGAAGGCCAUUUUCGGGAGUCACAGCCUGCGUGGACUUCUGUGCCCAUUCUCACAAAGAUUUGCACAACAUGAAUAAUGGCUGCACUGUUGUGGUUACAUUGACAAAACACCGUGGUUUUGAGAAGGGUGAUGAUGAGCAGCUGCACGUGCUUCCAUUGUAUGUACUUGAUGCAAGUGAUGAAUAUGGGAAAAAGGAUGGAUUUUAUGAAAAGGUAAAAACAGGGUCAUUGGAAGUACUCACUAAAUAUCACACGACAACUAGGAUACGUAAGGUACCUUUGGGCCCCUGCAAGAAACGUGGGCGGAAAGAGAAGAAUCCUGAUGAAGCAGUGCAUGCAGUUCAGCAAAAUUUAAACUCCGAGGCACAGACAGAUGAAGGCUAUGCAUCACAGACGAUGCCAUCACCAGUCUUCAGUCCCAAUUUUGAAGCACCAUCCUACCACAGAUCUCCUUUCGAAGAGAAGUACAAAUCAGGUGUGCCUCAAGUGAAGCAUGAAUCAGAGCUUGGUAACCCCAGGCUCGAGAUUCCCAUGGGCCUUUUUCGAUCUCAGCAGCAGUCUAGUUUUCAACCUACUACUAGUGAGCCUCCUACAUCCAAGUCCUAUGGUACAUGUGCCCCAGGAUACAAAGUGAAAAAUGAAUAUUUGCCCCCCAUGUCUUGCCAGUAUGAUACAUCAGCGCCAGAAGGCAGUUUCUCUGUGCAGAAACCGAAUUCUCCUUGUGCUGAAUCUCAUAUUCCUUGUCCAGGCAAAGAUGACAUGAAAGUGGUGGUGAAAAAGGAAAAUUCCAGCGAAGCCUGCAUUCAGAGUACCCUGGACAAAGAAAGCCAAGUAUUAAAUAAAACCUCAGGUAUGCCUCAAAUCUUGUCACCUCAUACUUCAGGAAGAACGCAUCAUACCAAGGAUUCCAGUCCAUUUAAUCAGCCAUAUCUUCAGCCUCAACAAGAUCUUGCCUAUGGGAAUCCUUACUUUACGGGAAAUUACUCACAGCAAGGAACACAAAAGAUGGCAGGUCUUUGUACCAUCCCUCAAAGCCCCAUGAUGACUACCAUUCCGGACACUCCUCCUGAGGAUCAUCAUUUGGCUAUGAACUAUUAUAAGUACAGGAUGGUCGACAGGUACCACUAUUCAAGCUACUUGCCUCACAGUGGGCAGGAUGGCCCCCCGGUGGAAGGCCACAGCAUCGACCACCUGCAGAAUUUGGCUUCGGUUUCCAACCAUCACCUGCAGAACCUCGAAUUAGGCCGUCCCAGUGGAGGCCAUGCUGUCUACUCACCAUUUGUGGAUAGAAGUGCUUCCAUGCCACCAUACCAUCAUCAGUCUCUAAACGCCACAUUCAGCCCCAUCUCCCAGACUCCGUCCCAAGGUGUUAUGCUUCCACCAUCGUAUGUCCCACAGGCAGUGUCUCCACACAUCGCUCGAAACGCUGGUUACAGUGCACCUGGUUUUUCCAGAAGUGGCAGCUUUCUACCUUCACCUCAUGAAACAUUUCCACCUCAUCCCAGUCCUCCGGUCACUCCUAUGACGCCACCUAGCACACCGAGGCUGACUGAACUGAACCCUGUGCGAAUGGACUCGCCACUUCACAUGCGGGCCCCGUACUAUAUGACUGGCAGCUUUGGAAUGCCUGUCGAUCCACCCUACGGAGCAGCAAGGAGCCACAGUCAGGGUGCCCCCUUCCCCCAAGUGCCCUACAUGGACGCAGCAGCGUGGGCCUCCGACCGUGACUACAGUGCAGGCUUCCAAGGCCCCUAUUAUGCGCCUCGUGGUCAGUGCUUCCCAGCAGCAGUCACACCGCCAAAAGACUACGGCAUGCAGACACCUCCUGUUGCAGGUCUUGCGACACCACCACCGCAAGGCCGUUGCAUGCAGGAGCGCGCCAGUGUGCUUCCCCCCUUCAAGAACACUUUUAUGCCAGCGCAGACUGCACCGAAUGGCUUUGAGCGGCACUUGCAGACAUUUCGUUCAGUCAUGGAGGAUACUCAGAGAAGCCAACCAGUUGGCCCUCCACGACUUGUGCCUCGCCCAGCUAGUCAUGAGGGCCUCCCUAGGGUGGAAAUACCCAAGGCUGAGGAGGAAGGCAUCUAUGAAGUUGACUCAGACAACGAAGCAGUGUUCCAGGAUCCGGAAAUUGGUGGUGUGGCCAUUGCCCUUACACAUGGGUCUGUAUUAUUUGAGUGUGCUAAGCAUGAGCUCCAUGCUACCACUGCACUCCGGCGGCCCGACCGCAAGAACCCCACCCGCAUCAGCCUUGUCUUUUAUCAGCACAAGAACCUUAACUUCAGGAACCAUGGCGAGGAAGAGUGGGAGAAAAAGAUGGAGGUUCGCAAGCUGGAGAAGGCUAAUGGAGAACGGCCAUCGAAGAAAAAAGCCAAAAUCUCUUCAGAAAGGUUGGAUGAGGAUGGGUUCCCUACGUCGGCGCUGCGGCCAGCUGACCAGGCACAGUCCUGGGAGGCACCCCAUGUGCCCCUGCCCUCAUUUUUUGCCAUCAACCCAUACCAGAAGUGUUUCUAGUUUGGCCCAGACAGGAGUGCACUGGGAAGCUUCUAGUGUGCCAGCCGAGAAUUUGCACAACAUAAGCCUCAAACACAAGUGUAGUCAAUCACGGAAAUGUGUGCAUGAUGUGAGGAGCUACUGCUGUGCAGUUUCUCAGAGUUCUUGGGCAGCACAAUGCAUUCACCUUUUCUGCUUGCUUUCACCUGUGUAAAAAGUGUUUGUACUGCUGGCUAACGAGUGAUGAGGCCAGCUCCCUAUAACAUGCUUGCAGGUUCUUUGUCUGCUUCCCUGAGACAGAUGAAAUGCAGGUGCCACACAUUGGUAUUCUUUGGCCUUGAUCUUUAUGGCAGGGUGAAUUUAUUUUAGAGACUACUAAUAAAAAAACAAUUUAAAUCAUAUCAAAUUGAAGGAAUGGAGAAACUACUAUUUUGAUCAUCAAAUUGAAUGCUAAUUAUAAUCAUUGCUAUACAGCAGAGAAAAAAAGGCAGUGGGAGCAGAGAGGUAAAGAAAUGAGAUUAUUUUAGUUUGACUGCCCAUGCUAUAUGUAUUGCUAUUUACAAAGUAGCAAAACAUUAGGCAUAGGUGUCAGCAGCACUAACAGUGACAUCUCAUGGAAAGAAAAUUAUGACACAUAAGAAAUAUUUGUUGUCUACAUGGCUGUCUUUGUCAAGGAAAAAAAUCACGCAGUAUAUGCCAAGGCAUUAUGUUGCUGCUGAUACCUUUAUGUCCUCAGCAAAGCAGCACAUAACCUACUGCUUCUCAUCUUUAUCCUUGGUGCUUUGGUACGUUGUAAAUGGUGGUACAUCUAUGAAUGGGCUAUAUAUCUAUAUUACUACCCUUCAGUGCGCUUAGUGCUGUCUCUGAGUGAAAGAAUGCUCAAACAGGCCACUCGUUUAUUGAACAGGUCCAGCAAAACUUAAUAUCUUAUGAACUGCAAUAUAAUUGAGAAUAAGUGAUUAGUAUUCACAAAUAUUGAAUGUCAUUCUUUUACUAAAUAUUAAUGGUGUAACAAAAUGUUCUGGCAGUAUCAAGUAAUGAGGAAUGCAAGCAGAAAGCUGAAGUGUGUAUGCUUUUGAGGUUGUUAUCUCUUUAUCUUCGUUGAAAAUGUCUUCAUGAUUUAACUCUUCUGGUGACCUCUACGGGUAGGUAUUGCCAGUCUGACAUUUCCUUUAUUAAACUGCUCAGUGCAAAAAUUUAGACAACGCACUCAGAAAAGUCGAGGAGCAGUGCCUCACCGUUUCUGUAUGUGUUGUCUAAACUUUUGCGCUGAGCUGUUCGAUAAUAGAGUACCAACUAGCCCAAUGCCACACUUAGCCGAUAUUUCCCUUCAUAAUGUUAAGGAAGUCGUUGGCCUGCACACAUAUAUAUAUAUAUAUAUGUUUUUCUCACAAGUGAGGGACAUUUCUGGUCAAAAGUUUUUCUGUGUCUUUUCAUGCACCUACUGGAAGUGUAGAUAUUUAAUAUUUUAUCAUGAAUGGUUGUUAAAAUAGCUACAGAAGUCUGAAGCUUAUUUGUUUUUUUCUUUUUUGUAGGAUUAGCCACGCACAAUAACAUGUACCAGCACAGCAAUGUGAUAUUAUUGAUGAAACUUGACUAGCAAAAGCUAGCCUAUGUUUUUAUGUGUAUGACCCACAUUUUUUAAAAAUUUUAUUCGUUGUAACUUUUUGGAAGAGGUCUCCAUGCUGCUUUAUGCAUAUUUUUCUUUAUACAUAUCUUUCAAAGCCCUAUAAAAAUUUUUCAAAACACUUGCUUUUGUACAGUAUAUAAUCUGUAUUUCAGGCCGCAUAGAGGAGCUUUUAAAGCUUAACAUUACGAUAUCGUCGUGCAGCAUUAUACACUGCUUUCUUUUCUCCAGUCUGAUCCUUAUAAUUUUUUGUUAACUGCAGAUCUGAGAAGGCUCAAUUUCCUUUGCUCUUCUUGUCUCCAAGUGCCCCGUUCGCACUGUACAAAAGGGAGACAGAAAUACAGUAGUUUGCUUCAACGUUCACAUAGUUCACCUUUGGGGUGUCUGCUUAGAGUGUAGUGGGUGAGGACAAGACAGCUGGUGCCAGCAUCUGGUGCCAUCGAGGCAAGCAGGAGACACGUGAAAACAUUCCCAACAUUUUCCCUGCCUCAUGUGAAAAAGUCUGGCUUCUAACUAAGUAGGCGCAGCUACCAUUUCCGGCCCUGCAAAAUGUUUUGAACAUGGUGAGAAAAUGCUGCCAAUCAGUAGUUCACAACUCUCGUGAGCAUGUGAGCCAAAUAAUACAGCACUACAUGCGGUAAGGAAUUCACAGUUAUGUUUCAGACAGCUAGAGGUCGCUCAUACUUCUGUCACCGAAUUCCGUGAUAAGGUGCCUUGACUACACCAUAGGCGGAAAGACAUGACCAUUGGCUGAUUUGAGCAUUUGUGUGCUGCAUAGUCACCGCGGCCGCCAUGGUGUGCUGCCACAUACCCAGGCCACCCUCUAUAAUGUUAUAAUUGAUCACAAGCGUGCUCAUGAUCUUGCUAAAAGUGAGCGGAUGCGUUCAAAAAAAAAAAAAACUGUAGAAAGUGCUGAAGGUCAUGAUGCAUACUGGUACAAUAUCUUACCCCUUUGUCAUCUCCCCUUAAUAACUUUCAGCAAAUUUGUUUCGACUAAAGAAGUGAGAAAGUGCUUAAAGCAUGCAACAAUCCUUGUAACUCCGCUUGUGCUUGACAGAUUCAAAAAAUUGUUGAGGCAGUAGACUACGAGAAUGAGGUCACUUGGCCCCUUGAACAAGCGUCAAACUCUUGAGAUCAGUAUUUUCAUGCAACUAAAGCUGGCACUCUGUGAAGGUUGUCACGAACUAAGUGUGUGCGUUGAGCAGUGCACGUAUACAAAACAGGCCAUUUUUUGCUUUAAAAACAUAAAAUAUUAAAAAAAAGGAAUGUAAAUGCUUAAUUUUUUAGUUAUUCUUAAAGCUAAACACUUUAUGUGCAGCACUAAGUAUUAGGUAAUGACCCGUUUUCACUGGUGUAAACCACUUUGUAAUAUAUUUUAUGCUUUUUUUCAGGCUGAUGAAAGGCCCUUGUGUAUUAAGCUUCCAGUGCACAGUAACUUUUUCCAUGUGCUCAAAACUAUUUCGAGAGCUUGCACUAUAUCAUAUCUUAUCACCCAUUUUCUUGCUUUGGGGCCCUGAAUACUAUCAAUUAAUCACUUAGGUUGAACACCAUUUAACAAAAACAAAGGGGAUUUUUAGCAGAAACUACUCACUUUGACAUUGAGAAAAAACACAGACAACACACUGCUGGAUUAGCAACUGGAUGACAUAGCUGAACAUACAGUACAAAAGAGGCAGUGUUUAAUCCUGCUUGUCACAGUAAUGAUGUGUUUUUAAUCGAUUUCAUUACAGCAAAGUUUUCAAGUAAAAAUAGCAGGUCCCAAUGCUCGAAAUUUUAUACCUUAGCCAUACGUAAUUGUGGACAAUCAUUCAAUAGUGCACCAUCAAGUGAAAUGGAUCAUUGGCACAUCAGAAGUAAAGAACAUUGCUUCGUUUGUGCUGUUUCAUAUGGUAUAUUUAUGAGGCAAACUGAUUAAUCACUGCUCAGUUUAUAGUCCAACAGUGUGUUGUAUCUUUUCUCCUUGGAUCCAUGCCAUUGCUUUUCACUGCGAACCAGUCUUUCAUGUGCAUUCAAGACAAAAAAAAAUGCACAACCUAUGAAUAAGCUUGCAUUGUGUGAAACUAUUAUCAGACUUUACUGUUCAACAAAAAUCUUUUGACUGAUUUGGGUUUUUUAAGCACCCAGCAGUUCAAGUUGCUGGGUAAUUAAAUUAAGGCUUGCAACGCUAACUGCUAGCUUCUUGGUUAACUCUGUUCACAGAAUGACUCAAUAUUUGUGUGGUAAUGGUGCAAUUGACUUUUCUAGACCGGGCACUAAGUUUACCCCUCGAAGAAUCAAGGUACCUCCAAUUGUAGAAGUAAGUUGUUCUGAGGCAGAAAAAAAUAACUCUCUCUUUUGCAGGCUACUCUCUGAACAAGCAUUCUCAUGCUGCACAUAUUAGUGCAAAUGUAACAAUCUAGAGCAAUCAAGGUCACUUUGUGUCACUAAAUGAAACAUCAAUCAAAGGAUUAGUUUUUAAUUUGUGCACUACUGUGCAGCUCACUUAUUAUAUACUGUUAUUCUGCCAAAAAUAAUCAAAGUUGUUGGUAUCAUUCCUUAGUAUGCCAAUGAACAGCCAUUAAACUGCAACCUUUUUUCUUCUUUUUUUUUGUCAUGACAAAGUGUACGGUGAUAAAACAUGUUUGAGGCAAUCUCUUUGUUUAAGCACAUGGUUGGCACACAAGAAGUCUUCUAGGGCAUUCUAUGCUGGCACUUAGACUCACAGAUGUUGAGAGGGAUGAGGGCAUUGCUUUCUUUUUGUCAUCCUUGUCACCAUCUACUUGUUCAUUUAAGCAUGCCAUGAUUUCAUCAACAGCUGCCUUGCUAGCAAGUCAGGGGCAAGUCAUUCAAAUAGCAGCCUACCAGUUUCUUUGUUGGUAACUUGGCACUCAAGCUUGUUAAGCACAGAGUUUGACAUUACUUGAUACAUCUAACAUAUGGGCAUCAGACUACCAUAAUUUAUAAAUGUUCAUGUCGAAUUAAUAUUUCACAUCUCAAGUGUUUAUCAAGCAUGAAGGCCAAGUGAAAUUCUCUGGGUACAUUAUAAAAUGUCAUUUGCAGCUGUUACUAUUUGUCAUAUUGUCUGCUGCUAGAUAUUCAUCCGCAAGUCACGGACGUAUUGCUUGGCUCUCUCAUGUAUAUGCCACCAUCGUUAAGUGGUGUUCCAGUCACAUGAAAAAAGCUGACACUUUGAAAUAGUGCAUUCUUAACCUCUGCAUCUUUUUUAUGCUCAUCAUGCUUUCCUUACGGCAUUUGCUGCAAAGAUUGGCAUUGCCUUCAGUUUUUAAGCAACCCUUUACAAGUGUCUGCAGUGGCUCAGUUUUGUUAUUUGUGCUAUUGUUGCAGCUGUUGUCUUGCCUAGUAGUGUGUUAGUGUGUGUAUGUGCAUGCAUUUAUCUGCCAGAUUGCAUACUUGCAAAGCACUUGUCAUGAAAAGCAUUCAAGGCAGGGUGAUCUCUCAACGACGUUAAUGACGCACAUUAAGCAAUGAUGGCAGAAAAAUGCAAGCUUGUUGCAUGAUAAGUCAUGCAGCUUCACAGGUACAUCUGAGCAGCUUUUGCCGUUCCCACGAGCCAAACAACUGUAAUUCAAAGUACAGGCUCAGAGUCCUCCAAGAUUUCACUCUGCAAGCAUUAAAACGCAGCAAUGCAAAACUGUACUUGACAAGAUGUGCUCUUCCAAGGAACUUAGCUUGGUGAAUAGCACUUAGCUGUACCUCUUUAGAGAGAAGUUUAUGCUGCUUUUUGCUAGACGACUUCCAAGAUACUACAAUGCCUCCAAGGUGUAAAUAUUGGCAUAGUGCUGUUCUAUUUCAUGAUGAAAAAAAAUCUAUGAAUCUUAUCUUUUCUGUAAGGCAGCGACAGUCCUUAACAUUGUUCAUCUUGUACAGAGAACAUCUUCAAUAUAAGUUAUGAAAACUGUUAAUGUACCAGCAUCACUUUGUGACAGUGGCCUUGGUUACCUUGAUUAAUGAGCAACCAUUGCAGUGAGAAUGGCAUUGUGGGGCCUAGUUCUGUCACUUUAGCAAUGGGUGCAGCAGUUGGUGCUGCAUUGGCCAGAUGCAACCAGUCUAAUGAGCGAGCGAUGCAGCAUGUGGGUAUGCUAUGCAGUCGUUUAGUUUUCAUUUUAGCAAGAAGUAGUGUUUCUACCUGGUCAGUUCAUCUGUUAUUACUGAAUCAGCCAUUUUUAUUUAAGGCCCGAGUAUUUGUUAUACACCUACAAGAAUUUUCAAAUUAUUUAUACAAGUGGUUCCUGUUUUUUGAACCUAAAUUGUUUUUAUUUCAUCUCGACGUAUAUUGCCAAAGGGUAUUUAGAGCAAAAUGUCUAAAUUCAAAAUUGCCAAAGUUUUGAUUUUACACAGAGUACACCACUGCCAUUUUAGUUUACCAGUGUUAGAUUUUUUUUUUUCCCACCCAUCUAUGUUAUAUGUCACUCUCAUGAUUUUAUGUUGUUGUGAGUGUUCAGAAUGAAGUGCAUUCUUUUGUACAGAGCUGUAAAUAGGAAGUAUACCACAUUAUCAGAUUAGAAUCAUGCAAAUGCAUAGCAUAUUCACUAAGAGUAUUGACAACUACAUGCAAUGCAGAUACAUGUGUGGUCGUUAUACAUGAAGUUUUCCAAUAAACGGUACUUUAUUGUCUGA
This is a messenger RNA of Rhipicephalus microplus (southern cattle tick), 12253 nucleotides long. It is a transcript of the gene Tet, whose product is annotated as Ten-Eleven Translocation (TET) family protein. Gene Ontology annotation, molecular function: DNA binding; DNA 5-methylcytosine dioxygenase activity; zinc ion binding. The record is from RefSeq and is a predicted model, not a curated record. Gene Ontology annotation, cellular component: nucleus. Lineage: Eukaryota; Metazoa; Arthropoda; Arachnida; Ixodida; Ixodidae. Gene Ontology annotation, biological process: chromosomal 5-methylcytosine DNA demethylation, oxidation pathway; positive regulation of transcription by RNA polymerase II.